This is a messenger RNA of Apodemus sylvaticus (European woodmouse), 3720 nucleotides long. RefSeq names its product rhomboid like 3 (gene Rhbdl3). Gene Ontology annotation, molecular function: calcium ion binding; serine-type endopeptidase activity. The transcript has 9 exons. The record is from RefSeq and is a predicted model, not a curated record. Gene Ontology annotation, cellular component: membrane. Bases 294 to 1508 code for a protein of 404 amino acids. NCBI's taxonomy places the organism in Eukaryota, Metazoa, Chordata, Mammalia, Rodentia, Muridae.
AGGAGGCUCGCGCGCAGAGCGGGGGCCGCGCCGAGCGGGAAGGAGCGUGGGGAGCGGAGAGCCCGGCUGGCCCAAGGGCGCCCUGCCUCGGGCCGGGCACAGAGGCUAAGAAGUUUGGCGGCUAGGGGCCCAGCGCCCCGGGGUCGCGGGGGCCGCAGGGAGGGCAGCGGGGAGAGCAGAGCCAUGGGGGCGAGCGCGGAGGCGGCGAGGCGCGCAGCUAGCUCCUGGAGCGGCACGGCCGCGGCGGCGCAAAGUUAGCCCGGCGCCCCGGGACGAGCGCUGCAGCCUGGGCCAUGGGCGAGCACCCCAGUCCCGGCCCCGCAGUGGCAGCCUGCGCCGAGGCGGAGCGCAUCGAGGAGCUGGAGCCCGAGGCCGAAGAGCGACUGCCCGCCGCGCCAGAAGACCACUGGAAAGUCCUGUUUGAAAAGUGUGACCCUGGGAGCACCGGCUACAUCAGCACAGGAAAGUUCCGGAGCCUCCUGGAGAGCCACAGCUCUAAGCUGGACCCACACAAAAAGGAGGUGCUCCUGGCUCUGGCAGACAGCCACGCAGAUGGGCAGAUCUGCUACCAGGACUUUGUCAACCUGAUGAGCAACAAACGUUCCAACAGCUUCCGCCAGGCCAUCCUUCAGGGAAACCGCAGGCUGAGCAGCAAGGCCCUGCUGGAGGAGAAGGGGCUGAGCCUCUCACAGAGACUCAUCCGCCACGUGGCCUACGAGACUCUGCCCCGGGAGAUUGACCGCAAGUGGUACUAUGACAGCUACACCUGCUGCCCUCCGCCCUGGUUCAUGAUCACAGUCACACUGCUGGAGGUUGCCCUGUUCCUGUACAAUGGGGUCCUACUGGACCAGUUUGUGCUGCAGGUGACACACCCUCGAUACCUGAAGAACUCUCUGGUUUACCACCCACAGCUUCGCGCGCAGGCUUGGCGCUAUGUGACAUACAUCUUUAUGCAUGCAGGGGUGGAACAGCUGGGACUCAAUGUGGUGCUGCAGCUGCUGGUAGGGGUACCCCUGGAGAUGGUGCAUGGAGCCACCCGAAUCGGGCUUGUCUACGUGGCUGGCGUUGUGGCAGGCUCCUUGGCGGUGUCCGUGGCCGACAUGACUGCACCUGUUGUGGGCUCUUCCGGAGGGGUGUAUGCGCUCGUCUCUGCCCACCUAGCCAACAUUGUCAUGAACUGGUCAGGCAUGAAGUGCCAAUUCAAGCUGCUGCGGAUGGCUGUGGCCUUGAUCUGUAUGAGUAUGGAGUUCGGAAGGGCUGUAUGGCUCCGUUUCCACCCAUCGGCUUACCCCCCGUGCCCACACCCAAGCUUUGUGGCACACUUGGGUGGCGUGGCUGUGGGCAUCACCCUGGGCGUGGUGGUUCUCAGAAACUAUGAGCAGAGACUACAGGACCAGUCGCUGUGGUGGAUCUUUGUGACCAUGUACACCAUCUUCGUGCUGUUUGCCGUCUUCUGGAACAUCUUUGCCUACACACUGCUGGACUUGAAGCUGCCACCACCCCCUUAAGGGACCAGAGGACCAAGGCGGGGAGGGGAAACAGAAGCACCCAGAGGAAGUACCCGCAUCUGCUUCUCAUCUCCAAUUCAGUGAGAGCACGGAGAGCCGGAGACUCUUGGAGCUGGAGAGUGUGUGUUGCAGAUACAUGUCGCUGCUGUCUUUUUCCUAGUCUGGUCUGAUAUGGAGUCAGGGGUAAGGUCUGAGGCAGGGUGAGAGUGGCUGUCCCUGUGGCUUGGGCCUGUCCUGUGUGUUCCCUCUCACUGCCACAGAGUGAGCAAAUAGCCCUCUUCCCUAGUCUCCACCUGGGAGAUACUGAGACACAGAGAAGUUCUGAGGAUAGCCACAGCCAGACUUGCCACAGCCCAGAGGUGACUGUAGGCUAGACCAAGUUCUCUCUGCAGCUCAAGGUCUGGUGCUCUGGUGACAGAUAUGAUGGUGGGGGCAGGGAAAGCUCAGAGCAAGCCAGGCUCGGGUCCUGACAAUGGGUGCUAUGGCAUGGCCCUGAGGGCUGGGCAGGGAGAUGCUAUUCGUUCCAGGCCUCCUUCUUGCCAGCCCAGGUUCCUCCCUCUUCCUGCCCGUAGUCAAGAGCCAGCAUCUCACACCAUCGCUCUGCAUCCAUGCAGCCAGCAUCUCACACCAUCGCUCUGCAUCCAUGCCCUAUGUGGACUGUAGGGUCUUUUCUUUCCUUUCUACUGCCCUGACCCUACUUUGUGCCUCUCUCUUUGGGUGUGGAGACAGGGUUUUGGGGUGUGUGUGUAUGCAUGUGUGUCUGUGGGUGUGUGUGUCGGAAGCUGCAGAGGAACUGAGAGACAGUGUACACAUAGGGGUACCUAUCGGGGAUUUCUGGAAUGGGUAGCGGCAGUGUGCUCGAUUGCUCGCUCAGUGGCCUUCUUUUUAGCAUCAUGCACCCCCACCCUUCCCCAUCUGCCCCCAAACACCUGCUGAGCACCACUGACAACUGUCAAGCUAGAGGGAAGACCAAAGCACUGCCAGGACAUUUGGGAGGAAACUCUCAGCUGUAUUCUUCUGGUUCUCUUGGAGUAGCUUUCAUGUCUGUACUGCCACCUGUAGAAGGAAAUCUUUGGGAUGAAAGAAAGCCCAGGACAGUGAUCGUGUGGCCAUCUCUCCAUGUGAAUUGGUGGAACAAGAAGCUGUAGUAAAAUAUAUUUUAGUGAAAAUCUUAGCCUCAGAGAAGAAUGGGGGAGGGGGGAGUAUCCAGAGUGGGAGCUGCUCUAGGCUUAGGCGGCUCCAUGCAGAGGGACUUGGAGAUAAUCCUACAGGGACAUGAGAUGGGGGAGUGGCCUUGUAAGUGCUGCCCUUAUCCCAGCAGCCUGGGGUGCCAAGUCGGGUGUAAGGGAACCAGAGACUCAGAGCCCAGGACCUCUGCUCCUCUGAGACAGCCAGGCUGGCACUAGGAUCCCUAAGUGGAGGCCAUGAAGCAGAUGACCUUCAUACUGCCUUUGGGACUCGCAGCCCCUGGGAUGAGGAACCGCAGGUCUGAGAUGUGAGGAGCAGAGUGCGCAGGAUCGAGGCAGGAGGAUGGGAACUGCUCCUGGUCCUCUCACCAUCCCACAACACUUCUCAGGUGCUCUCCAUUCUCCUGAGUCCCUCAGCCCUUCCUCUCCAAUGUGGCCACCCAUCACGGCUGGGAUCCACUCCUCAUGCUGGUGGCUGUAGGUUGGCAUCAAAGGUGGGGAAUCCCCAAACAGCAGCUAUGUAGACUAGUUUGCUUUUAAAGGGGAGAGGAAUCAUGGAAAGCAGAGAAAGGAAAACAGGCCUUCAAAAAAGAGGAAUUUCUCUUUAAUGACACCGUUCAUCACUUGUUUGGGUUUUUUUUAGUUAGGAGAAGCUCCCUAAGGGGGCUCUUUUGACUCUCCAUUUCCAUUUGAACCAUUCUUGCCUAGAGCAUUAGUGGAGGCAUCACUCACCGAACCCAGAUUGUCCUCUAGUGUCCAAUUCAGUUUGCAGAUAAUGAGGAUUACCCAGUGCCGUGUGCUUCCCAGGCUGCAAAUCGUGGACUCUCCUCUGCCUUAAAAACAGUGUCGUCAGUGAGCUGCCCCUCCCAGGACUGAGUGAAAAUUAAAACACUAGCCGCAACGUUGGUUUCUAAAUAUUUUUGUAUUGUGUACAUUCUGUAUAUUUUUGUUGUAACAUAUUAUUUGAGCACAGAUUCCAUUAAAGAUUUUUUUAAGCUAUUGGUUAUUCAGGAAAUGACCUCAAG